UUCUUUUUUGGGGGGUAAUUUUAGUUUUCUACUCAACAUUUGUAUUUUAUUAUGUUCACAAUUCAUAUAACCUCUUCAUGAACCAAUAAAUUUAUUUACUUAACUUUAGUGUUUUUAUUUUUCUUUUUUCAAAUAAAAACUCACCACUUGAUCAUCACAUGCACUAACCUUCUCCCAUGCUAAAAAAAAAUGCACCUCCAAUUCCUCCUCUCUCUCAUCCUCUCUACUUCACUCACCACCACCGCCGCCAAUGAAACCGCCGUCCUCUCUCUCUUCCGCUCCCAAACCGACCUCCACGGCACACUCCUCUCGAACUGGACCACCUCCAACGCAUGCUCCGCCAACUGGCACGGCAUAAACUGCACCAACAACCGCGUCACCGCAAUCACCCUCCCUUCCCUCAACCUCCGCGGCCCCAUCGCCGCCCUCUCCUCGCUCGACCACCUCCACCUCCUCGACCUCCGCAGCAACCGCCUCAACGGCACCCUCUCCCCACUAACCCAAUCCCCAAACCUCAAACACGUGUACCUCUCCGGAAACGACUUCUCCGGGGAAAUCCCACCGGAACUCUCCACCCUCCACCGCCUCCUCCGCCUCGACCUCUCGAACAACAACCUCCGCGGCCCCAUCCCCGCCACCCUCUCCAACCUCUCCCGCCUCCUCACUCUCCACCUCCAAAACAACGAUCUCUCCGGAACCAUACCGACGAUUUUCCUCGAUUCUUUCCCACGCCUCAAAGAAUUGAACUUAUCCAACAACGAACUAUACGGAACCCUACCGGAGAAUCUAAUAUCCCGAUACGGAUAUAGUAGCUUCUCCGGCAACGAGGGCCUCUGCGGGACCCGCCCUUUCCCAAAGUGUUCGUACACGCAAGGACAAAUCGUACCAUCCAAUCCAAGCUCCCUCCCUUCUUCUUCAUCAUCAAUAACCACAACUCAAUUCUCGUCAAACGAGCACCACAAAAGAUUGAGCAACGGCGCAAUAGUAGCUAUAGUCGUAGCGAACUCGGUCCUACUAUUGGUGAUCGCAUCGUUCGCCGUGGCAUACUACUGCGGGAGGCGAUCGGGAUCGAAUUCGAUCUCCGACAGCGACUCCAGCAAGAGGAGGAGGAGCAGCAGCUACUCCGGCGAGAAGAAAGUCUACGCCAACAACAACGGCGGCGGAGGCGGAGAUAGCGACGGCACUAAUGCAACCGACAAGAGCAAGCUCGUGUUCUUCGACCGGAAGAAGCAGUUCGAGCUGGAGGAUUUGCUCCGGGCAUCGGCGGAGAUGCUCGGAAAGGGUAGCUUGGGGACCGUGUACAGAGCCGUACUCGACGACGGAUAUACGGUGGCGGUGAAACGGCUGAAAGACGCAAACCCUUGUGCAAGAAAAGAGUUUGAGCAGUACAUGGAUGUAAUUGGGAAGCUAAGGCAUCAAAAUGUAGUGAGAUUCAGAGCUUAUUACUAUGCCAGAGAAGAGAAGUUGCUUGUUUAUGAUUACAUGUCUAAUGGCAGCCUGCAUUCCCUUCUUCAUGGGAACAGAGGAGGAGGGAGAAUACCGUUGGAUUGGACGACGAGAAUAGGGUUGAUUCUUGGGGCGGCGCGUGGGCUGGAGAGGAUCCAUCAGGAAUAUUCGAUUUCAAGAAUCCCGCACGGAAACGUGAAAUCGUCGAAUAUUCUGCUGGAUAAAAAUGGGGUUGCUUGCGUUUCGGAUUUCGGGCUUUCGUUGCUUCUGAGCCCGACUCACGCCAUAGCUAGGUUGGGAGGGUACAGAGCUCCGGAGCAGGCUGAGACGAAGACGCUGUCGCAGAAGGCUGACGUGUACAGCUUCGGGGUUUUGUUGCUCGAGGUGCUGACGGGGAGGGCGCCGGAGGAGGCGGCGGCGGCGGUGGAUCUGCCGAGAUGGGUGAGGUCGGUGGUGAGGGAUGAGUGGACGGCGGAGGUGUUCGACGAGGAGUUGCUGAGGUACAAGAACAUAGAGGAGGAGCUGGUGGCGACGCUGCAGGUGGCGAUGGCGUGUGUGGUGGAGAUGCCGGAGAAGAGGCCGGAGAUGGGGGAGGUGGUGAAGAUGAUUGAGGAGAUAAGGGUGGAGCAGUCUCCGUUGGGUGAGGAUUACGACGAUUCCCGCGAUUCGAUGUCGCCGUCGCUUGCCACCACCGAAGAUGCUGCUUUCUGAGUUUCUUCUGUUCGCCGGAAUUUGCAAUUUCUUGCUGCUGAGUUAAUUUGUUUCAAGGAGAGAUGUAAUUUUUUUUCUAUUUUUUUUUUUUUUUUGAGUUUAAUAAGUGGUGAGUUUAGUAGUGUAGAUUUGUGGGAUCUAUUUUUAGUUUGAUCAUAUGUAUAAUCGAUGAUAUUAUUGUACUCUUGGAUAAAAAAAAUGAUCUAUUGUUUCUUGCCUUGUUAAA
This is a messenger RNA of Erythranthe guttata (spotted monkey flower), 2383 nucleotides long. Its product is annotated as Leucine-rich repeat protein kinase family protein. Gene Ontology annotation, molecular function: protein kinase activity; protein binding; ATP binding. NCBI's taxonomy places the organism in Eukaryota, Viridiplantae, Streptophyta, Magnoliopsida, Lamiales, Phrymaceae. The record is from RefSeq and is a predicted model, not a curated record. Gene Ontology annotation, biological process: protein phosphorylation.